Molecule: messenger RNA, 1845 nt
Organism: Cannabis sativa
Lineage: Eukaryota; Viridiplantae; Streptophyta; Magnoliopsida; Rosales; Cannabaceae
Product: mitogen-activated protein kinase kinase kinase 20
Exons: 2
Coding region: 917-1762 (281 amino acids)
Biological process (GO): protein phosphorylation
Molecular function (GO): ATP binding; protein kinase activity
Source: RefSeq, a predicted model, not a curated record
UUUUUUAAAAAAAAAAAAAUUACUAAAACCCUAAAUCCUUAAACGUGAUUUCUUCACUGUCUCGAUAAUUCAAAGAAGCCCCAGACCCCGACUCCCUCGUCUCCUUCCUCAAACGAGAUUUCUUCACUAUCUCGAAUUUCCAGCAAACUACUCGCAACGAGUUGCAGAAACAAGGGUUGCUAGAGAACUAGAGAUAUCUCUCUUUUCCUCCCUCUAAUUCUCUUCUCCAGGUUUUCUUCUAAUUUUUUUCUUUUCGUUUUCAUGAAGCCAUUUACUGAUUUAGUAUGAGAUAAGAUCUGAAAUGGGGGUAUCCUAUUUUUUUAACUUAUUAUUGCUUUAAAUUUUGUGAGAGUGGAGCCAGCCGUGAUUAGUGGUGAUGUUCUGCCUUUUUGUGCUCUACAUAUUACUUAUUAUUCCUUUCAUUCAACUAUUAUAUAAUUAGAGGCUUAUAUGCUUGAUAAUUAAGAUAAUGACUGCCCACUAUAUACAUGGAUAUGCUUGCUGAAUGCAAGAAGAAUUCUAGUGGCAUGUUGAAUGCUUAAGAAACUUUUUGAAAAUAUCAAAUAUCAUCUUGCACUUUGGAAUUAUAUGAUAAUAUUAUAAUUGUUAUUUAAAUAUUACGUACGGAAUUUUUGCAUAAAAAAGAUAUAUAUAUAUUUUUAAUUUUAAAAUAAGGGUUAGCGUUAAAAAAAUAAAAAGAUAAUUUGAAAAAGAAUAUGUUAAAAUUUAUAAAGGUAGUUCGAGUAGGAUUAGAAUAUAAUAAAACUAUUUAGAUUACGAUUAGAAUAGUGUCCGUACGUCUAUAUAUAUAUAUAUUAUAUUACAUUACAUUUUGAUAAAAUAGAAGUGAAGAAAUAUUAGCAACUUUAGUAAUAUUAGAGUAAUAUUAGAUAUAAAGAAUUUAGAAAAUUUGAAGAUGGAUAAAUAUGAAGGAGAUUUAGAAGAGAGUUUGCAUUCUUCUCCCUAUUGGAUUAGGGGUUCCAUGCUUGGAAAAGGUGGGUUUGGUUCUGUUUACCUCGCGAGAAUGGUUAAAGAACCAUCACCAUUUUAUGAUGGAGCUACGCUUGUUCGUGGGUUCCAUCCAAUCAUGGCUGUCAAAACUUCACGUCUUGAAAAGAGUGAAGAAUUAGAAAACGAAAAAAAAUUUAUUGAAUAUUUCGAUGAUUGUCCUUACAUCAUUAAGUGCUAUGGUCAUGAUACUACUCUUAAGAGUAUUAAUGGUAAGGAGGAAGUGCAUUACAAUGUAUUCUUGGAAUACGCUAUUGGGGGGACACUGUUUGAUUUCAUCUUAGCUUCUCCCCUUUACAACGAAUCUAAACAAGUCAAACAGUUUCUUCAACAAAUUUUGAGAGGUGUUGAUUAUAUUCAUGAGAAGGGGUUUGUACACUGUGAUCUAAAACCUCAGAACGUAUUAUUAGUCAAAGAGAUAAGAGAAGAAUAUUAUUUCUUUGUGGCUAAAAUUUCUGAUUUUGGAUUGGCAAAGAUGGUUGACAACUCGACAACUCGGGUUAGAGGUACUAAAGCAUAUUUAGCUCCAGAGUGUCGAGGUGAAGACGGAGUACAAGGACAGUAUUCGGACAUUUGGGCAAUUGGUGUCAUGGUUUUAUUCAUGUUAACUAAAAACCUAAAUUGGAACAAUAAUCUAUACUACAAUAUUUCCAACGAAGCUAUUGAUUUUAUAUUGAAAUGCACCAAUCUUAAUCCUUCCAAGAGACCAUCAGCAAGGAUGCUUCUGAAUCACCCCUUUAUAACAAAUAUGUAAAGAAGAGAAUAUAAUUUUUUUUAAAGGGAUUUUAUGUUUUUUAAUUUUGAAUAAUUGUUUUUAUUAUGAUUUCUUUUUUUUUU